This is a messenger RNA of Chara braunii, 3419 nucleotides long. Lineage: Eukaryota; Viridiplantae; Streptophyta; Charophyceae; Charales; Characeae. The record is from the annotation of a GenBank genome assembly.
GGUGGUCGCUGUAGCAAGAUUUCUUUGUUUUUCUUUUUCAAUUUAGCAAAAACAGUUUUGAAGUGUCGCUGUAGCAAGAUUUGUGUUGUUUUUCUUUUCUCUUAAUUUAGCAAAAAAAGUUUUGAAGUGUCUGGCUGAAGUUCCCGGAAGAGGGAAGGGAGGAGGGUGGGAGGAGAAGGAGGGCAGGGGCAACCUGCUGCGAUCCCGAGGAGAGUAGGGCGGAAGAAGUGCGGAGGUGCGGAGGCUUUAGGUAGAGAGAGGAGAGAGAGGCGCAGAAUGCCGACAGAGACGACGACGACGACGACGACGACGACGACGACCUCGCCCGCCGGUAGGUCAGCAGCCUUGUCAGCUUCUGCCACGUCGGCUGGACAGACUCUCCCUUCUUCCGUCGGCAAAUCAGAGAAUGACACGUCAGCAAUGCGAACGGAUGGAGGACGUGCAUCGUCUGGCUACGUGUCCGCCUCUACGACGAUGACAUCGCCACAUGCCGGGUCAUCGUCAUCAGCGCCCGCCCAUGCAGCAGGCACAGAUGGGAUUGCAGCAUUGAGGACGAAUGUCGAGGAGGGUGUGAAUUUUGGCCCCACCUCGACCAUCGGCCGAGAGGAAGACCGAUCCCUGCCGCCGCGUCAGCAGCAGAGCAGGUUCAUGACGCCGUCGUCGUCGUCGUUGGUGCCACGUCAGCAUCUGCAUAUUCAGCACCAUAGUCAUCAGACUAAUUACAAUGAGGAGGAUGUUGGAUACGGCGGGGGUCAUCCACGUCAGCAUCUGCAUAUUCAGCACCAUAGUCGUCAUCAUCACAAUCUCAAUGAGCAUCAGCAGCAACAGCUGUCACGUCAGCAGCAGCAGCAGCUGCCACGUCAGCAGCAGCUUCAGCAUCAUCGGCAACAUCAAGAGGUCAGGACGCUUCUGCCAGAUCAGCAGCAGCAGCAGCAGCAGCAGUACAGACCGCGAUUGCAGCCGCAGCAGCAGCAGCAGAGAAUGAUGAUGACGAUUCAGGAUAAAGCCGCCGCUACUACGUCUGCGCCGCCGCCGCCUACGGCAGGGGGGUCAAUGAUUGUUCCAGCAGCAGCGCGCACACGUGCGCCGACUGCCACGUCAGUCGUUCCUGAUGGUGGGAGAGGAGGUGUGCUGCUUGAAAAGCCUUCAGAUACGCAGGUGAAAAUAGAACGUGUGGGAAGGACUCUCGAGGUGGAGAUACCCCCUCUUCGAUCCAAAGGGGGCUUAUGGCGCCUCCUCACGGUCUCCGUCAUCUGGAAUGCUUUGAUCUGCGUCCCUGCGGUGUUGAUUGCGAAGCGCGGGAAAUCGCUUUUGUACGAGUUGAUGUUCGCGCCAUUUUUCGUUGCCGGCAUCAUCCUAAUCUGGAUGACAAUCCUAACGGCGUGGGAAUACGUCCGGGUCGAGAUCGGGACAUCCAGUUUCUGUGUGACGUGGUCGCUGUGGGAGUGCAUUUGGUGGAGGGUGGAGGGCGACGUGAGGGACAUCACAGGCGUCUACGUGGAGCAGAAAUGGACUGACGAGGAGGAUGACCCUUCAAAAGCGACUGUAUGUACCAUGAAGACUAAGUACAGAGAUUAUGUGUUUGGGGGGGGGCUAGAGAGAGAGGAGAACGAGUGGGUCGUCGCCGAGAUCAACGAUUUGCUCAGGGCUAAUCCAUGUUUUGUCUUGAGGCGGUAGAUAGGUAAGACCCGUGACACAUGCAUAUAUAGAUUUUGAGAUUGAUUGACAGAUCAAGAUAGACAGCAGCUGGGUAGGGUAGCCAGAUUAGGUUGAUAUACUAGUAAGUUGAUUAGACACUACCUUGUUCCCCCGAGUAGAACGUAUUGUCAUUAUAACUGCAUUUUGGCCAACUUUCAGUCUAGAUGCAGAGUGAUUCUUACCGUACGUUCUGCUCGGCGGAAGACGGUAGGCACAUAGGUCGUUAGGUGGAAAGAUCGACAGAUAGAAUGUGUGUGCCAGCAAGCAUCAAAUGAAACCCAUCAUCAAAUGACGAGUCUGACGGCUGAGCGAGUGGAAGAUUAUUAUUUAUUGGCUCGAGGGAGAAAGGGGGGUCAUCAAUCGAUCGAGUGAAAAGAGGGGUCAUCUUUUGAUGGGUGGGUGAUCAAUUGAUCCCUGUUGUUGUUGUUAAUUAGCUCUUGAGGGAACAUAUGAUAAUGAUGAUGAUGAUGAUGAUGAUGAUGAUGAUGCGUGGGAUCUGCAGCUUCGAUGGGAAAGGGAAAAAUUUUGUGUCAUGAUGAGAGAGCCAGAUAGAUGGAAAUGUGUGUAUAAAUGACAGGAGGCACCCCGGAGUCAGACGCAUAAUGGGUGCCGUGUUUUGAAUGGUCAUAUGGGUCUCUUCCCUUCGACAAGAUCUAUACUCUCCAAUUACAGUACUUCGUGAGUCGGAGUCUGUUCCUGUGAAUGACAGCGCUGUCUACAUGCCGUGCUGUGCCCCGUGUUGACAGAGGGGCGCGCUCUCGUUCGCCGGUGACUGAUCGGUCAUUCGGACGAUCACGAAUUUGCCUCAGUUCAUCCUGGUACGUCUGGCUAAAUGUUCACUUAUCAGCGCGCAAAAGAUAGAUUGAUAGAUACAGAUAGAUAGAGAUAGAUAGAUAGAGAGAGAGAGAGAGAGAGAGAGAGAGAGAGAGAGAGAGAGAGAGAGAGAGAGAGAGAGGAAUAAGUGGACUUGUUAUGGGGGGCAUAGAAGAGGUCGGCGCGGGGAGAUGUAAAUGGGAAAUCGUCGGGCGCGUAAUUGUACAGCGGCCAAACUGCCAUCAUCGGAUGUACGAUGUAAAAAGCAGAUGUUAAUUUCGUCCUUUCGUAUCGGGACAGACGGCACCUUAUUUUAUCCAAAACGUACCGAGUGCGUUGUGCAGUACAUUGAGCUCACGUAAUUUCUGAUCUUUACAGGUCUUUAGAGAGAAGAGAGAUCCAUGCUCAUCUGCUUUGGCAGUUAUGAAAUAGAAAAUGUAAAACACGAUGAAGUAUCUGAAUCAGCAUGAGAAGCAAGAGAUUGUUUCUUGUUGGGAAGAGAGAGAGAGAGAGAGAGAGAGAGAGAGAGAGAGAGAGAGAGAGAGAGAGAGAGAGAGAGAGAGAGGAAAGAAGGUUUACAAUGAGACGAGAGUGAAUCAGAAUGAGAAGGAAGAGAUUCAUUUAGUGAUGAAACGUUCUUUGACGAGAGAUCACACUGGACUGUUGUCCUUCACUGGAGUCUACUCCUUCGACAUUUGAGUAGUGCACAAGGUGGGAAGCGUACGAGGAUGGUGAGGUUAGGGAAUGCGAAGGAGGAGGGGUGAAAGGCCCAGGGCCUACUGGCUUAUAAUUCAUUCACUGCGGCAUUAUGCAUUGCGCGCCAACACACUCAGCUUACAGACCUUUCUCCGGAAAUCCUCUCCUACUGUCGAAGAGGAAGGAGGCGGACGCGGCGGGUAACCAACGGG